This is a messenger RNA of Astyanax mexicanus (Mexican tetra), 2716 nucleotides long. RefSeq names its product polo-like kinase 2a (Drosophila) (gene plk2a). Bases 93 to 2072 code for a protein of 659 amino acids. The record is from RefSeq and is a predicted model, not a curated record. Gene Ontology annotation, cellular component: spindle pole; cytoplasm; nucleus. Gene Ontology annotation, biological process: mitotic cell cycle; regulation of cytokinesis; protein phosphorylation. NCBI's taxonomy places the organism in Eukaryota, Metazoa, Chordata, Actinopteri, Characiformes, Acestrorhamphidae. Gene Ontology annotation, molecular function: protein serine/threonine kinase activity; protein binding; ATP binding. The transcript is spliced from 14 exons.
AGAGAGAGAGAUAUAGAGUAAAGGAGGCGGAGGAGGUGGAGAAAGAUAGAUAGACAUAGACUGAGAGACAGACAGAGCGCGAGAGAGCGAGCAUGGACAUACUCAGGACUAUCACCCAGCAGCAGCAGCAGCAGCCCCCCGCCAGCGGCCCCCACAGCCGGGCCCCGGAGCCCCGGCGCGGGAAGCCGGAGGACGCCGCUCCGCAGGAGAUGUCGCGGAUCAUCUCCGACUCCAGCACGGGCAGGUGCUACUGCAGGGGCAAAGUUCUGGGCAAGGGCGGCUUUGCCAAGUGCUACGAGUUUACAGACCUGAGCUCGGGGAAAGUGUACGCUGUGAAGAUCAUCCCACACACCCGCGUCUCCAAACCCCACCAGAGAGAGAAGAUUGAUCGAGAAAUCGAACUGCACAGAACUCUUCACCACAAACACAUCGUCCAGUUCUACCACCACUUCGAAGACAAGGAGAACAUCUACAUCCUGCUGGAGUACUGCAGCAGACGAUCUCUGGCUCACAUCCUGAAAGCCCGUAAGGUGCUGACAGAACCCGAGGUCCGGUACUACCUGAGACAGAUCGUUACGGGUCUGAAGUAUCUCCACGAACAGGAAAUCCUCCACAGAGACCUGAAGCUCGGGAAUUUCUUCAUUAACGAGGGGAUGGAGCUGAAGAUCGGGGACUUCGGUCUGGCAGCGAAGCUGGAGCCUGUGGAGAACCGCAGAAGAACGAUAUGCGGAACCCCCAACUACCUAUCUCCUGAAGUUCUCAACAAGCAGGGCCACGGCUGCGAAUCAGACGUCUGGGCGCUCGGCUGCGUUAUGUACACCAUGCUGUUGGGCCGGCCCCCGUUUGAAACCACUAAUCUGAAGGAGACGUAUCGGUGUAUACGGGAGGCGCGGUACUCCAUGCCCUCCACGCUGUCGCCUCAGGCCAAACACCUCAUCAGCAACAUGCUCGCCAAGAGCCCCGAGGACCGGCUGCGGCUCGACGACGUCCUGCGGCACGACUUCUUCAGCCAGGGUUUCACUCCAGACCGACUGUCCUCCAGCUGCUGCCACACAGCUCCAGACCUGCAGCACACCAGCCCCGCCAAGAGCUUCUUCAAGAAGGCGGCGGCGGCUCUGUUCGGCAGCAAGAAGGACAAAGCCAAGUACCUGGAGACUCUGAAUAAACUAACAGUGAAGGAGGAGGAGGACAUCCACAGACUGAGACACGACCUGAGGAAAGCCUCCAUCAGCAACCAGCCCUGCAGACCAGCUACUGAGGACAGUAAACCACCAGUUCCACCAAUCGGAAAGCCCGGCGUUCCAGCCAAGGACGGCAGCAGCAACAAGCAGCAGAUCCGCGACACCAUCCGCAUGAUCGUACGGGGAACGCUGGGGAGCUGCAGCAGCAGCAGUGAAUGUCUGGAGGACAGCACCAUGGGCACCGUGGCCGACUCUGUCGCCAGAGUACUGCGCGGCUGCCUGGAGAACAUGCCUGAAGUGAACGAAAUCCCGAAGGAGAGUCUGAGCUGCAGCUUUCAGUGGGUGACCAAGUGGGUGGACUACUCCAACAAAUACGGCUUCGGCUACCAGCUGUCCGACCACACAGUCGGAGUUCUCUUCAACAACGGCACCCAUAUGAGCCUGCUGUCUGAUAAGAAGACGGUGCAUUACUAUGCAGAACUGGGUCAGUGCAUGGUGUUCCCCACCGCUGAAGCUCCAGAGCAGUUUGUGGGCCAGGUCACCAUCCUCAAGUACUUCGCACAUUAUAUGGAGGAGAAUCUGAUGGAUGGUGGUGAUCUACCCAAUGUGACAGACGUUAGUAAGCCCAGGCUGUAUCUCCUGCAGUGGCUGAAGUCUGACCGCGCUCUCAUGAUGCUCUUCAACGACGGCACUUUCCAGGUGAACUUCUACCACGACCACACCAAGAUCAUCCUGUGCAGCCAGAACGAGGAGUAUCUCCUGACCUACAUCAACGAGGAGCGAGUAUCCACCACGCUACGCCUCAGUACGCUGCUGCGCUGCGGCUGCUCCGCGGAUCUGCGCAGCCGGAUGGAGUACGCCCUCAACAUGCUGUUACAGAGAUGCACCUAAAGACCUGGAAUGGAAUGAAUUGAACUGGACUAAAAACCUGAUUUUGAUCUCCGUGGACUGGAUGGACUUUUUAUUGACCACCGUUCACUGGAGCUUUUUCAGUAGGGCUACAGAUCUUCAGGAGUGCGGUACACCGUCCAAUCACUGAGCGACUCGGACCUAAAGGACUUGAACAAAGACCUGAAACGGAUCAAAAGAGCUGGGCUGGAUCCAGAAAAGCAUCAAAACCGUAAAAACGGACUUGCAGAAGAGAUAAAACUAAUGUUUGUGUAUAUAAUUAUACAGAUAAUAAAUAUAUUGGAGCGAUCUUGCCAUGCUGAAGCUGGACCGUCCGUGGGAACCGGACCGGAACCGGGACCGGGACCGGCUUCAGCGGGGCAGGGUGAUGUGUAGCUCUGUGUAGAGCAGACCACUGUAAAACUGUGAAUACAUUCCAGCAGGAGGUGUGGACUCCAUGGUGAAGUAUGCUAGAACCCGUGCUGUAGUUCUGCUCCCUGCGUUUCCUCGCCGUCUGGAGAUGGAUCAGGAUCAGGAUCCGGGACAGUUGGAGACAGGAGGGACGUUCUGCGCUAGUUUGCCGUGGAUGUAACUUAUUUGACAGGAACCCAGUAUUUAUUUAUUUAAUAAAGAUAACCUUAAAAUGA